Molecule: messenger RNA, 2117 nt
Organism: Mauremys mutica (yellowpond turtle)
Lineage: Eukaryota; Metazoa; Chordata; Testudines; Geoemydidae
Product: butyrophilin subfamily 1 member A1-like
Exons: 8
Coding region: 281-1690 (469 amino acids)
Molecular function (GO): protein binding
Source: RefSeq, a predicted model, not a curated record
CAUGGCCAUCGCCCAGCCCCCGCUUCCGCUCCGUGCUCUGGGAGUGCAGGCUCCUCCUCUCAGCGCUGUUGCACCAGCAGCUUCCUGCAGCCCCACCCUGAGCCCGCCACAGACUUUGUAUUAAACGUGUUCAUUAAACUCCUAGGGUUCAUUCCAGCGCCCAAGGGAUGGGAUUUCUCCAAAGGCUGGGACUAGCCCUGUGGGGCAGCCCCGGUCUCCUCCGACCUCAGCUCUUGAGCCAGUCACUCCAGGUAGUUAUUUAAACCAAGCUCCUAGGAAGAUGAAGUCUUUUUCCAUCUCCCAUGUCAUGUUGUGUUCACCUCUGCCUUGUUACAUAAUUUUCUUCAUUGCUCUCCAUGUUCACAAGUUGGAUUCAGUGAAUUUCAAAGUCAAUGGACCUGAUCACCCCAUCACAGCCAUUGCUGGUAAGGAAAUUGUGUUAUCCUGUCACCUUUUGCCCAGGAUGAGUGCAGAAAACAUGGAGGUGAGAUGGUACCGGACUCAGUUCCUUGAAGUUAUACAUCUAUAUCAGGAUGGAGUAGAUCACUAUGAAAAGCAGAUACCAGCAUAUCAGGGAAGGACAGAGCUUCUGAGAGAUGGUAUUGCCGAUGGAAACAUUGCAUUGAGAAUAUACAGAAUCACACCCGCUGAUGAAGGACACUACACCUGUUUCAUCCAGUCAAGGACAUUUAAUGGAGAAGCUAUGUUGGAGCUCAAAGUAGCAGGUUUUGGUUCUGACCCUCGCAUUUCAAUUGAGGGUUACCAGGACAGAGGGAUCCGGGUGGUAUGUGAAACUGCUGGAUGGUACCCUGAGCCUGAGGCACAAUGGAGAGAUCAAAAUGGGCAGCUCUUAGCAUCAUCUUCUGAAACAAAAUCCAAAGAUGCCAAUGGUCUGUUUCAAAUGCAAAUUUCCAUUGUUACAACAGAAAAUUCCAACAGAGACCUGUCCUGUUUUGUCAGGAACCCCCGCCUCAACCAGGAGAAAGAGUCAACGAUUUACAUAACAGAUGUGUUUUUCCCGAGGGUCUCUCCCUGGAUGGUGGCUGUGUGUGUAAUUCUGGCUCUUUUGGGUUUUCUCAUUUUCCCAGCCAUUUACUACUUUUGGAAGAAACACAAAGCAAAAGGGGAACUCCUGGCUGAACUUCGGUGGAGUAAUGUCAGACAAUAUGCAGUGGAUGUGACUCUGGAUCCAGACACAGCUUAUCCUCACCUCGUCCUGUCCGAGAAUCAGAAAAGUGUGGAAUGGAGACCUCAACAUCGGGAUGUACAUGACUGCCCCAAGAGAUUUGACUGUGUAACCUGUGUGCUGGCCUAUGAGGGCUUCACCUCAGGGAGACAUUACUGGGAGAUAGAUGUAGGGGAUGGGACAACUUGGGGUGUGGGAGUAGCCAGAGAGACUGUGAGCAGGAAGGGAUGGAUCCGCUUUAGCCCUCAGGAGGGGGUCUGGGCUGUGGAAGAGUGCAGGGGCCAAUACCGAGCCCUCACCCCUAUUGAGAGCCCCCUGUCCCUGAGUAAGAGCAUCAGGAAAAUUGGGAUUUACCUGGACUAUGAAGGGGGGCGAGUAGCAUUCUAUGAUCUGGUUAGAGAGGACCCGUUCUUCACUUUCACCGCCCAUUUCACUGAGAAAAUAUUUCCUUUCUUCAUGGUGUAUUCUCAGCUCACAGUGUGUUCCUGGGGGACUGGGGAAUGAUUUGCCUCCCAUUGGUGUCUGAGCUCUAGCCUCACACUGCUAAGUCUCUGGGGGAUUAUCUGUUCCUCAGCAGGUACAGAUUCUCUGUCUCCAGGGAGGAAAGUUAGGGCGUGUCCACACUGGCAGAGUUACAGCACCUUUGUCUGUGACAAAGUGGGAAUGUUCAUAAUGUUUUCUCUGAAUACUGUGUGGGUGCCUCAAUUUCCCCGAUUCAGUUCUUAAGUAUCUAGGUGGCAGGAGACGGGGGUGUGAUUGUUGCAGAGCCCUAGAGGGCGGAUGUGAUGCUGUCUGGACAGAAAAUGGCCAACUCUGUCUCCUGGCAACUAAUGACCUGGGCCCCUCCUCUACAAAGGUGCCAGCUGAAGGUGUUUUGCUGGCUGGCUAAGAGUCACGUCUGACUGCGAAGUUGGGGUGCAGGACCCUCUGG